AUGCCGUUGGAGAGUGGAGAAGGGAGGAGGAGGGCGGCGGUGGCGGCGGCGGCGGCGGUGGCGGAGAAAGGUGGCGAGAAGUGUCCACGUUGCGAGUCACGUGACACGAAGUUUUGUUACUAUAAUAACUAUAACACGGCGCAGCCACGGCACUUCUGCAGGGCUUGCCGGCGAUAUUGGACGCUCGGCGGCGCUUUGAGGAACGUGCCCAUUGGAGGGUCGUCGAGGAAGAGGCCACGUCAUGUCAUGGCGGCUUUGAAGCCGGCUACGGCGGCGGCUAGAGGGGUUUGCAUGGCGGGGUUUGAGAUGGGAGGGAGGAGUGGAGGGUUUGGGAGUUGGCUCGCCGGAGCUCAGCCGUUGAUGGCGUUGGAGGAGUUGGGGCUUGGGUUGGGGUUGGGGUGUGGAGGGAGAGUGGAGGGGAAUGCGCCGGUGGGGAUGGAGGAGGAGCUAGGGUUUGGGUUUGGGACGAGCUCGGGGUUUGGAUGGGCGGGGACGAUGGUGGAGAAUGAUGGUGGGGACACGUGGCGAGUUAGUGGUGGUGGGAGUGAGUGUUUUGCUGUUCAGACACUUGCUGCUGGUGGGAGUGUGGGAGGUGGUGCUUGUUGGGCUGGGCCUGCUGAUGCCAAAAGUGGGCCUCGUGUUGGGUUGUAA
Dioscorea cayenensis subsp. rotundata (Guinea yam) is the source of this 651-nucleotide messenger RNA. Its product is annotated as dof zinc finger protein DOF1.6-like. Lineage: Eukaryota; Viridiplantae; Streptophyta; Magnoliopsida; Dioscoreales; Dioscoreaceae. Gene Ontology annotation, biological process: regulation of DNA-templated transcription. The transcript has a single exon. Gene Ontology annotation, molecular function: DNA-binding transcription factor activity; DNA binding. The coding region runs from base 1 to 651 and encodes 216 amino acids. The record is from RefSeq and is a predicted model, not a curated record.